AUGUGUGCCAUCAACACUCAUUUAGUGUAUAAAGCAAGCAAGAGUGAGGAAAAUGGGGUGUUAGCUCAUGCUUUACACAUUCUAAAAGAGGAAAAGAGUUUGAACUAUACCGAAGAAGGAACGAAGAAGAAGAAAUGGAACAAGAACAUAUUUCCAAUGUCAAUCCAACCCCCUCGUUUCCACCACCACCACCGCGAAGAAUACAGUCUUUGGAUGAUUUACAACUACUCUCACUGUCACCUUCUCAACCGUGUGAGGAGUUUGCUAAUUAUUUCUGAAGUACUUUACACUCCUCAAGUUAAAAACGAAGUGAUACCAAAACUUACACAACAAUUUAAAAGCUUAGAUGAUGCUAAGAAGUUUUACAACAAUUACGCAUUUGAAGCUGGUUUUAGUAUGCGAAUCCAUUCUAGUAAGACGGAUAAGAAUGGUGAAACCAUUAGGAAAGAGAAUGUUUGUUACAAAGAAGGGGAGAGUAAAAGUUCAGAGGCCACUCAACGACAGCGGGGUUUAACUAGAGAGAAAUGUGGUGCAAAACUAACAGUCGUAAAAAAUCGGUCAGGUGAAGGAUUUGUUGUCACCCAAUUUGUGGAGGGGCAUAGCCACCCUCUUACGACACCAAAAAAGGUGCAUUUCUUGAGAUCUCAUCGUCGAGUGUCAAUUGCACAAAAAGCAUUAACGCAACAACUAGCAGCUGCAAAUGUGUCAACCAGCCAACAAAUGAGUAUUUUAGAGUUGCAAGCCGGGAGUCUUGAAAAUGUUGGAUGUUUACGACGAGAUAUUUAUAAUUCUCAAAGGGAUACGAGGAAAUAUUUAGAUGGACAUGACGCCAACAUGUUGAAAGAGCAUUUUGAGACUGAAAAAGAAAAGAAUCUAGGUUUUACGUAUACAAUCGAGGAAGAUAAUGAGCACAGGAUGACUCAUUGUUUUUGGGCCGAUGCUACCUCUAGGAAGUCAUACCAAUAUUUUGGGGACGUGGUGGUGUUCGAUACAACAUACAACACAAACAAAUAUUCCUUGAUCUUUUCACCUCUAUUAGGGGUUAACCAUCACGGGCAGACAACGCUUUUUGGGUAUGCUUUCUUAAGCAACGAAAAAAGUGAAUCCUUUGAGUGA
Molecule: messenger RNA, 1116 nt
Organism: Rhododendron vialii
Lineage: Eukaryota; Viridiplantae; Streptophyta; Magnoliopsida; Ericales; Ericaceae
Product: protein FAR1-RELATED SEQUENCE 5-like
Exons: 3
Coding region: 1-1116 (371 amino acids)
Source: RefSeq, a predicted model, not a curated record